Messenger RNA from Purpureocillium takamizusanense, 1246 nucleotides. It is a transcript of the gene UBC12, whose product is annotated as NEDD8-conjugating protein ubc12. The coding region runs from base 204 to 794 and encodes 196 amino acids. The record is from RefSeq and is a predicted model, not a curated record. Lineage: Eukaryota; Fungi; Ascomycota; Sordariomycetes; Hypocreales; Ophiocordycipitaceae. The transcript has 3 exons.
CCCGGCCACCGGUGGCGAUGGCUCCCUGGUGACGACCUGACCGCUUCCGUUGCGCCUCCACAUCUCGCAUCCGGCCCCUGCGGCGCUCUCCUGCACAACUGUCCCUAAGCGCCAGGCUCGGCGGCACGCAUCAAAGUCUCUUGUCCGCCUGAAGCCGUCCGACUGACCAAGAACCCCUCGCGCGGGGCACCACGUCACCCAAGAUGUUAAAGAUAUGGUCUAUGAAAAAAGAGCAGAAACAGGCUGAAAAUGCCGAAGGUCAAGCAGCCGGCGGGAAAAAGAAGAAGGUCACAGCUGCCCAGCUGCGGGUGCAGAAAGACUUGUCGGAGCUGUCACUCGGGUCGACUAUGAAGACAGAGUUCCCAGACCCCGACGACAUCCUCAACUUUGUCCUGACGAUCGAGCCCGACGAGGGCAUGUACCGCAAUGGCAGGUUCACGUUUGACUUUGCCAUCAACCAAAACUUCCCGCACGAGCCGCCCAAGGUGCGGUGCCGGGAAACCAUCUACCACCCGAACAUCGACCUGGAGGGCAAGGUCUGCCUCAACAUCCUGCGCGAGGACUGGAAGCCCGUGCUGAACCUCAACGCCGUCAUCGUUGGGCUGCAGGUAGGCUACCCUCGCUUUGUGGAGCGAGGCUGCAUGGGCUAUUGUGUCCCUCAUGGGCUGACGCUGGUAUGCGAUGCUAGUUCCUGUUCCUCGAGCCAAACGCCUCGGACCCUCUCAAUAAGGAGGCCGCCGAGGACUUACGACAUAACCGGGAAGGCUUUAAGCGAAACGUGCGCAUGUCAAUGAGUGGAGGCACCGUCAAAGGCACGCCUUACGACCGAGUCGUCAAAUAGCGGGUUGCCUGGCUUGUCAGGCACUGGGCCACGGCGCGCGCACCCGUACCCAAGGGUGUGUCGCCUACGACAUGGUACGACUAGAGCAUCGCGGGGGGGAGGGGGGGGAGAGAAGAAGCAUAGCAUGUGAACAAAGGGAAAGCCAUCCUCUCAGACAUUGUGUGGAAGUCAGGAGGGUGUCGCUAGAUGCUGUGCGCCGAUCCUUGCGAGACGGCAGGGGCCCGAGUUUGCACAUGGGGACGGGAUACUAGAGGUAUGGCGGUGGCAUGGCAUCAGCCCGUCUGGUCAUUAGGCGUGGCGCAAGACACUUGAUACAGAAGCGAAGCUAGUUGCAUUGCACUCGCUGAGGAGCGUAGCCGUGGUAUUUGACUCCCUUAGCCGUUGACAGCGAUGCGCGAUCUCGGA